Talaromyces marneffei is the source of this 873-nucleotide messenger RNA. RefSeq lists its product as uncharacterized. Gene Ontology annotation, molecular function: mRNA binding. The transcript is spliced from 2 exons. Gene Ontology annotation, biological process: mRNA 3'-end processing. Gene Ontology annotation, cellular component: mRNA cleavage and polyadenylation specificity factor complex. Bases 1 to 873 code for a protein of 290 amino acids. Lineage: Eukaryota; Fungi; Ascomycota; Eurotiomycetes; Eurotiales; Trichocomaceae. The record is from RefSeq and is a predicted model, not a curated record.
AUGGCUCCAGGAAUGGGAAAGAGUGUCUUUUUGGGAAAUAUUCCUUACAACCUCACGGAAGAACAAGUAAAAGACAUCCUCAGCACAGCCGGCACAGUCACAAAAUUCCGACUCAUGAUGAACCCAGAGACCGGCAAACCUAAAGGAUACGGAUUCGCCGACUUUGCUGAUGCCGAUGCAGCUGCUUCAGCAGUCCGAAAUUUGAACGAUUACGAAAUCAUGGGACGAAAGAUCAGGGUAGAUUGGCCACAUAAUAACGAGAAGGACUCGAUACCAGAGGAUUAUUCAGAUCCCUACCAACCACAGCCUCAAGCACAACAACCGCCUCAACAACAGAACCCAAGUUCUCUUCCUCCACUACCCCCAGGUGUAGAGGUCCCUCCACAUCUCGACUGUCCCAACGCUAUUUCUCAGACAUUAUCUCAACUCCCGCCGACUCAACUCCUCGAUGUCCUUUCCCAGAUGAAAUCACUAGCCGUCGCAGACCCGGCACGAGCGACAGAAUUACUACGGACGGCGCCUCAACUUGCAUACGCAAUUUUCCAAGCGUUACUCCUCAUGAAUCUAGUCGAUUAUAGCACCCUGGGCUCUGUAGUAGAACAAGCGUCACAAGCCGCCCCUGCUCCUGCUGCCGCGGCAGCUCCCUAUCAGCCAUAUAGUUCUGUACCAGCACAGGUUUCGACGCCUCCCGUUCAGAGUUCACCCUUUGCGCCUCCCCCUCCUGCUGCUGCCCCUCAACAAAUACCCGGUCAAGAAGAGUUGUUGCAGCAAGUAUUGAGUAUGCCGCAAUCACAGAUUGAUGCUUUGCCGCCGCUUGAGAGAAGUCAGAUUAUGAUGCUGCGUCAACAAUUGAUGCAGGGCGGUAUGCGAUGA